Molecule: messenger RNA, 641 nt
Organism: Penaeus monodon (black tiger shrimp)
Lineage: Eukaryota; Metazoa; Arthropoda; Malacostraca; Decapoda; Penaeidae
Product: methylthioribose-1-phosphate isomerase-like
Molecular function (GO): S-methyl-5-thioribose-1-phosphate isomerase activity
Source: RefSeq, a predicted model, not a curated record
AACAAUUUGCUGAUGCGAUUCGAGAAAUGCACGUUCGUGGUGCGCCUUUGAUUGGUGGAACGGCUGCUUAUGGGAUGUAUAUUGCAAUCAAAGAAGCAGCAAAAAGUUCAGAUUUUAAAAAACAUUUGAAUGCUUCAAUCGAAUUGUUGAGUAAUACUCGUCCAACUGCGGUUAAUCUUGCUUAUGCUAUUGACAAACAACACGGAGUGCCGCAUACGGUGAUUGUCGAUAAUCUCGGGGGACAUUUGAUGCAGCACGGAAUGGUAGAUUUGGUGAUUGUAGGAAGUGAUCGAACAACAAGAACGGGUGAUGUAGCUAAUAAAAUUGGUACUUACUUAAAGGCUUUAGCUGCUUUUGAUAAUGAAAUUCCGUUUUAUGUGGCUUUACCGAGUUCGACUUUUGAUUGGAAUAUUCGUGAUGGUUUGAAGGAAAUUCCAAUUGAAAAACGUGGUGCUGAUGAAGUGAAAUAUAUUCAGGGCUUGGAUAAUUCCACAAUUAAAAAAGUGCUUUUAACACCUGCUGAAAGUCCUGCUAUUAAUUAUGGUUUUGAUGUAACGCCUGCAAAAUAUGUUUCAGGAUUGAUUACAGAACGUGGCAGUUGCACAAAGAACACGCAGAGUUUCACGGAGAAAAUAGUUUAA